This is a messenger RNA of Suillus plorans, 2457 nucleotides long. RefSeq lists its product as uncharacterized. The record is from RefSeq and is a predicted model, not a curated record. The annotation marks the transcript as partial. The transcript is spliced from 5 exons. NCBI's taxonomy places the organism in Eukaryota, Fungi, Basidiomycota, Agaricomycetes, Boletales, Suillaceae.
GAAUGGGGACUCGCAGAGUGGCUCGUUAAAAGUCUGGGCCAGACCCGAACCAAUGAUUUUCUAAAGUUGCCGAUAACACGAAACCGAAUGCAACCAUCCUUCCACAACAACCGAUCGUUCCUCCAGAAGGUCGAUGAACUUCCGCAUGGAGCUGCCUGGAGCUGCAAGAAGAUCAGUGUCCGGGGAAACCAAACAGACGAGAAGGGUGAACCAUUGCAUGAAGAUGUCGAGCUUUGGAUGCGUGAUCCUGUGGAGUGCAUCAAAGACCUGAUCGGAAAUCCUCAAUUCAAGGAUCACAUGGUGUACGCACCUGCACAAGCAUACACAGACUCUGCGGGACUCAACCGAGUGAUUGGUGACAUGUGGACUGCAGAUUGGUGGGGGGAAAAGCAAAAACAGUUACCGAAAGGAGCGACCAUAGCACCUAUCAUUCUUGCUUCAGACAAGACAUGUUUGUCACAGUUCCGAGGUGACAAAUCUGCGUGGCCUAUAUACCUCUCAAUCGGCAACAUUGCCAAAGAAAAAAGGCGACAACUGUCAGCACGAGCAACAGUCCUGAUUGGGUACUUACCUGCAGAAAAACUCGAAUGCUUUACAUCAGAUACACGCUCCCUUGCUGGUUACCGGCUCUUCCACCAUUGUAUGUCCCUCCUGCUGCAACCGCUCAUUGCUGCAGGACAAAAUGGCAUUGAAAUGGUAUGCGCUGACUCGAUGAUCCGCCAAGUUUACCCGAUCCUUGCAGCAUAUGUGGCGGAUUUCCCUGAACAAUGCCUGGUCGCAUGUUGCAAGGAGAACCGUUGCCCAAAAUGUCUGGUUGCGGCGGAUGAAAGAGGUGAUCCACUGAGUACACCGAUGCGGGACCCUCCAUUGAUAAAAGAGAUAUUGAAGAAGCGACAAAAUGGUCAACAUCCAGCUGAAUUUGAAGACUAUGGAUUACGCACCGUCUAUCAUCCUUUUUGGGCUGACCUUCCACACACAGACAUCUUCCUUGCCUUCACACCCGACCUCCUACACCAACUCCACAAGGGCGUCUUCAAAGAUCACUUGGUUAAAUGGUGCCUUGAUAUCGUUGGUCAAGCUGAAAUGGACGCACGCUUCAAAGCCAUACCGGAUUAUCCCGGUCUUCGGCACUUCAAAAAAGGAAUCUCGACGGUGAAACAAUGGACGGGUACAGAACACAAGCAGAUGCAGCGUGUUUUUGUAGGGUUGCUUGCUGGUGCAGUACCAAGUGGAGUGUUGGUGGUUGCACGCGCUAUUCUAGAUUUUUCUUAUUACGCGCAGCUUCAAAUACACACAGUUGACACCCUUGAUCAUCUGGAGAGCGCCCUUUCGGUAUUUCACGCCAACAAAGAAAUCCUGCGCGAACUCGAAGUUCGAGAUCAUUUCAAUAUUCCUAAAUUGCACCAACUCUCGCACUACGUCCAGUCCAUCUCAUUGUUCGGUACUACUGACGGGUUCAACACCGAGCUUCCUGAACGACUGCAUAUCGACUUUGCUAAAGAAGCUUACCGCGCUAGCAAUAAGCGUGAUUAUGAGGAACAAAUGACUUUGUGGCUUCAACGCCAGGAAGCGGUGUUUUUACGCGGUUCCUAUCUCGAAUGGCUGUCGGAUCAGUCGGUGAGCAUGGCCAAUCGCACAGACCACAAGUGCAGCGAUGAUUCAGGCUCGGAUUCAGAGAUAGAAGACUUGCAAUCUGGGUCAUGCACUCACAGCGCUACUCCCGCCAAAGCAAGUCUAAUGCCUCCCAUCGCUGGACAACACAUUGUCCACAUUCUUGCCAAAACUCCUGCACACCCUCGGCAGUCCGUUCACCAGCUUGCCACUGCGCAUGGCGCAGUCACAUUUCUUCCUGCCCUCAAAAUUUUCCUAGACAAGCAUAUGCCGCACAAUACCAUCGUUCCCGGUCCACAAGACCGUUUCGACGUUUAUCGACAAGUUAUAAUUGCUGCCCCGCCAGAUCUGCAUGUAAGUGAUUCACCACAACGGUGGCGCAUUAGAGCGACACCCGAAGUAUCUCCUGGUCCUCGCCGGAAGCCUGGGUCCCCUGCCAAGUUUGAUAUGGUCUUGGUGAGCGAUAUGAUCAUUAUUUCAGUGCAUCGGAAUAUUUACAUUAAUGCUGUAGGUGUACGAGUUGCACAAGUCCGUGUGAUAUUCACUCUGCCUCGUCAGUUUGGGGCAUACUCCCGAGCUUUGGCUUAUGUCGAGUGGUUCACUCCGCUUAGGAUACCAGAUGCCUCCUCUGGCCUGCACCAGGUGUCACGUUCAACUCGUCGACUGCACCGGAAUGCAGCGGUGAUACAUGUCGACGAAAUCGCUCGUCCAUGUCAUCUCAUUCCGAAGAUGGGACAAUUUGUUGACCGUGGAUGGACCAGUACAAAUGUCUACGAGUUGGUAAAUGAUUUCUACUUAAAUACCUUUAUCGACCUUGAUACAUUCUGCAUGUCCGCUAUCAAUUAA